AUGACUACACAGGAGUACAGCAGCACCAUGAAGCAGCAGCCGCUACGCUCCACCUCCAAAUAUUGCAUCAAUGCUGAGCGCCAGCUCAUUGAAGAAGCUGACAAUCAAUGUACACAGCAGGCAGCACUAUUCGCUGAGGCAGCCCUGGAGAUGGGGUCUAGCAUGGACACCACUGGGGAUACCUUCUAUGACCAUGACAACUCAUGCAAUAAUGCAACUCAAGACCCCGACAAUGAUGAUGACAACAGCAGCGGGGAUGAUGAUGAACCCAGAUGUGUACAUUUGGUGGAGGACAACCUCUUCUCAGCAUAUGUGCUGCUCCAUUUGAACAGCAGUUUCAAGAAACACUGUCAUGAUCAGCAGACACGUGCAAUACACCAUGCAAAUAUGUACCAUGUGUGGAACUUGCAGCUACCAAUACUUGCUGAUGCUUAUCUCCACUGGAAGCACAUUGAGUUCCAGCCAGUUCACGCCAUCACACAACACAAUGAAGAAGCUGCAAACACUGCACUGGUUCAUGUGGGCUUGCUUGGCUGUUCUCCUACUGUGCCAUCUGUUGCCAUCACCCUGCAGUGCCUAGAGUUCUAUCACCAGCUUCGAUGGCACCAAUCAUAUUUCAGCAUUCAAGCAUUCACCAAAGUCUUGUGCGCCUUACAUGAUGUCACUUAUGUCCCAACAUUCCAAGAACAAUUUUCUGACACAUUUGACAUCUAUCUCACCAUUCUUCAUGAGAUCCGAUCAUGUACGGACACUGCCCUUGGCCAGACCGAACUGAAUUGGCAUCUCUGUCACAGUUGUCCAGCAUGCACAUUCAAGCAACCUGAUGAACCAACAUUGUAUCUGGAAUCAUUGAAGGCCAUGGAUGGCAACAACUCAGCCAAGCGAAUGACAACCGCAGGCCACACAGACCAUUGCAAGUUUAUGAGUCACUACAUGAUCACGUCAGAAGACAUUGAUGCUUUCAAGGAUGACGUUCACUUACAUCCAGGCGAAUGGGGCACUGACAGUGACGCGAACAACCCUCUUGCAUGUACUGACAACUGGAAAGCAGCUAAUUCAACCAACAAGAACACUGUCAGUGUCUUUGAGCAGACAGGAAUCUUCCUAUCAGCGUGUCGACAUGGGAUGAUCCAAACAAUCACAGAGAUGCGACAUAGUGGUGAGCUUGUGAAGUAUCCCCUUGCUACUAUCAACAAAUUACUCGACAUUUUUGGACACAAUCAGGCCAUUGGUACCGACAUUGGUUGCAGUUUAGCAAAGACAGUCGCUGCAAGCUCAAUCCAUGACAAGGCUGCAGACCACCAAUUACUUCUUGCUGUCAAUGCUUUCCAUGGAUACGCACACAACCGCAAAUGUCAACUCCGACAUCAUCCCCUUUAUCUUGGUGGAUUUGGGCUCAAAGACUUAGAGACCUGCGAACAAAUCUUUGCAGGCUCUAAUGCUGCAGCAUCACUCAUACAGCACGUAUCACACUUCCAUUAUGUUCAAUAUCUCGACCUUCAUUUUGAUCAAUGGGACACUGACAAAUAUCUUGAACUCAGUCACUUCAUUUUCAAUAACUACCGACAAGUGCUUACAAUAAUCGCCGACGAUACAAAGGAGCUUGAAGUAUAUUGUAUAAUGUACCCUGACGAGGUACUAGACUUUGACUCUUGGAUUGACGAGGAACUUGCAUAUCUGCUUGCUGUGGGGUCAGAGCCUCAACAUGAUGCACUGACAGCUGAAUAUGUAGAUGCACUUGAGAAGCUGGCCAAGUAUGAGAAUGCUUUUAAUUCCUCCCACCAAGAUCAAUUUGUCUCGUACAAUCAGUUGUCAUUUACGCCAAACUCUGGCCUCAGCAUUUCUGCAGCACAGGCUACAAAACAGGGACAUGCAGCUUGCCGUGCUACUGAGCACCAACUGCAAGUCCAGAUCAAUGUUAUUGAAGAUCUUGAAGUUCGCCUUGGGGUAUCUGAACGUUGGACGCCGGAUCAUGAAGAAUAUGUCAAGGCUCUAGAGUAUAGCCAUCGCUGGCACUUUAUAUUUCGCUUGUUUGAACUAUUGAAAGCUAAUCUAGCAUUGACAGGGUAUAAACUCCAGAAACAAAUUUCUAAAGCUAUUGUGAAGCGUUCUAGUGCAAUCCACACCGCACUGGACAACGAGGUUGUAUCAUACGCAGUGCUUGGCGAGUUUGAUCUUCUCAAAUACUCACGACAUGAAAUACUCACCAAACCAUGGAUGAACCCCACUCACCAUGAGAUGGCAGUGAAACAUUUCAAGGUUCUCCAUGCUCGGGAGGAGAUUAUCAGGCUUAAUGUUGAAAUUUGCCGGUUGCAAGCAUGGGUUGUUACAGAGGAUGCUGAUAUGGAAUGA
Suillus paluster is the source of this 2352-nucleotide messenger RNA. RefSeq lists its product as uncharacterized. The record is from RefSeq and is a predicted model, not a curated record. The transcript is spliced from 14 exons. NCBI's taxonomy places the organism in Eukaryota, Fungi, Basidiomycota, Agaricomycetes, Boletales, Suillaceae. The coding region runs from base 1 to 2352 and encodes 783 amino acids.